Syzygium oleosum is the source of this 1052-nucleotide messenger RNA. RefSeq lists its product as uncharacterized. Lineage: Eukaryota; Viridiplantae; Streptophyta; Magnoliopsida; Myrtales; Myrtaceae. The record is from RefSeq and is a predicted model, not a curated record. The transcript is spliced from 2 exons. The coding region runs from base 519 to 866 and encodes 115 amino acids.
GCGGUGCAUCGCCAAACCGGACACGACCCACGCCAACCGAAAGAACAAAACAAAUGACCCAAUAAUAAAAACUGCUUCGAGAUCUCUGAACUUUUCCACAAAAAGAAACGAAGACCGAGCAAAAGAGAGACUGCUUCCCUUCAGUCUUCUCACUCUGACAAAGCCAAAAAAACCAAGAUGGAAAAAACCUAGAUGGAAGAAGAAGAGUCCAGACUCUGGCACCCUUUUCUUCUAGCAUCCAUCCCCUCGUGCACUCCAUCCAAAUUCUUCUUCAUCACCCAUCUCGUCAUCGCAAAGCUCUGAACUUCCACAACACGUGCAGUAAUUUGGAUUUCGAUCAGUGUGCCCUUCAAAUCCAGCAACAGCAAAAUCAGUAGCUUAUGAGUUACCCGUCUCCGACUGAUCUUUUCUGCAUGCCGUUCUGAGUUCUGAGCACAAACACACACCCGCUUCGUAGCACAAAACACAUCCUAAGUCCUUAGUUCUGCUUUCUUUCUGUCCCUGUCGUAGCUCUUGCCAUGAAUUGUUCAGGUAAUCUGGUUUUGGCCACUGCCAUGCUGGUCUCGAGCGUUGUCCUCCUCCUCUCUCUGUCUAGAAGGAGAGUGCCCCCUCCUGCAGAGGACAUUUCUCAGCGUCAUCAAGUGGAAGCGCCUCGCUCUUGCUUGCUAUCUUCAGACGGGAGGAAAGGGGAGAGAAAGAAGAAGAGGGUGAAAUUUGCCGAUGACGUGAAGGAAGGUUGCUCGCCCUCGGCAAUACCAAGCGCAGAGGAAUCCAAGAAGCUGGAGAGGAGCUGCAAAGUCGAAGAGCAAGAGAUGGUGGGGAUGCAGAGCAAUGGAGCUGCUUCUGCGAUUGAGUGCUCGUGUUAAUCCAUCGCAUGUGAAUCUUGUGUACAUAAGGAAAGAAUAAGAAGCCUUUCUUUGCUUUGUCAAGAAGGAUGUGUAAAUGGAAAAGUCAAAAUCAAAAUCUCUCGCAGAGUUUGAGAAAUUCUGCAGAUCAGCUAUCGGAUUUAUCAUUUACCUGUUUAGCAUGACACUUUCGUUUCGUGCCCAGAA